Stylonychia lemnae is the source of this 609-nucleotide messenger RNA. The record is from the annotation of a GenBank genome assembly. NCBI's taxonomy places the organism in Eukaryota, Ciliophora, Spirotrichea, Sporadotrichida, Oxytrichidae.
AUGAAAUCUCAGAAUUUCCACUAAGGUGUUUAAAAUGAUUUAAAGGAUUUUAUACUAGUUUUGAUCCCUGAUACACCAAAGCAUGAUUUGACUCGUAAAAAUAUAGACUAAACUUCCCACAUAUUGCUUUAGUAGCAGUUAGAACAAAUCAAUUAUGUGAAAAGACCUAGAGUUUAGACAAACAUCCUCUGCAAAGUUAUUUUCGGAAUUUUCAACGCUUUAUUUAUGGUUCUUCACAUAUUUUCUACUGUUAUGAUAUACUUUAGAAGCACUGCAGCUCAAGAGGACAACCCUCUUGAUGAUUCAGCUAUCACAGGCAAGAUGUGUGUCUUCCUGACUGCGGCACUUAUGGUUUACAACAUCAUUUUGCUCUUAUUUGACUACUGCCUUACUACAUUUGCAUACAAGAUAACUAUUGCCAGCAAAUGGUUGAUCUAGAUCCUUGUUUUAGCAAAUUUCGGAGUCUCAGCUUAUUAUAUUUUCCAAUGCUAUGGACAGUAUACCACAGCUCCAACGAAUAAGACUAAUCUGUUCCAAAUGCUCUUUGGUGGAUUAUAUACAUUGACAACAUUGACUUACACUAUUAGUUUUUGGUGUUUCCUUCAAUGA